AUGACUGAUAUUAAUAAAAUUGUCUCAUCAUUGGCAAUAACAGAUGAAACCAAAAACAAUCCUAACGAUAUAAUUGAUGAUAACGAUGAACAACAUAUUCAAUCGAAAAUUAUUAAAUGUAAAACAAAUAAUCAACAAAUUGAUCUAUCUUCCUAUAAUGUUCUAACGACAAAUGGAACACCGUCAACAACGAUACGUUCGAUCGAUGUACCAAAUGAACAUACAUCAAUAAAACUACAUAUACGACGUGUCUGUUCACCAUCACCAUCACCACCAACCGACACACUAUCAAUCAAUAAAUCCAAUGAACAAUCGAAAACAAAAGUAAUUUCAAGAAAUGUUUUUAAUACAAAUUCCGAAUCAACUAAUAAAUCAUUGGUACGUCGAAUGAUUUCAACACGACGUACGUCCUUAAUUGAAAGUGAUUCAUUAAAGAUAAAUUCAACCAAUUACGAUCAUUCAAAAACAAUUAUUACUAAUCACAUGAAUAUCUAUGAUGAAAAUACAUUAAAAAAUCAAACAACCAAAACCAAUGGAUAUAAACGAAAACUACAAAAUGAUCAACACGAUAAAAAGAAUAUAAAAACUUCCGAUACACUAGUUCAAAUUCGUUCAUCAUCACGUCUGAAACAAAAACAUCAACCGAUCCAUGAACAUCGUCCAUCAACAAUAAAACGUCGUUUAAGCACUGAAUUCCUAUCAAUAUCGACAUUAAUCGAUGAUAAAUCUCAUAGUGAACAUAGAUAUAUUUUCCCAUCUCUGUCAAAACAACAGACAACAAACGAAUGUCAAACAACGGGUGACCUUAUUCAAGUAUUUCAUCAACCGACUCAAACAAAUUAUUUAAUUAAAUCAGAUAAAUCAACGUAUACAGAUUUUAUCGAUCAACCCUAUUGUGAAAAUAGUACACAAACAAUACAAAAAGAUGAACAAGAAACUCAAACAAUUGAUCUUAAUUGUCCAAAUGAUUCUCAAGUUUAUUUAUGUCAAACAACAACAAGUCAAAUACAAUGUGAUGGCAUACCGACACCGUCAUCUCCUGUAUCAUCGCCUAUUCUAAUUAAUCAAUCGAUGGAUUAUUCACAACAAAGAAUUUCAUCGCCCUAUACUGAUCUAUCAUUAACAAAUAGUAAUAAUGAUCGUUCACAAUUAUUUCAAAGUCUUAUACAUAUUGAAGAACAUCCGAAUGGCGGUGCAAGUCUAAUACGUACAUAUUAUAAUGAAUUUGUACGCCUAUCAAAUGAAGAUGCUCAUUUAUUUGUUAAUUACUUUUUUAAUCUUGUCUAUGGUGAAGUUAAUCAACGUGCCAAAUAUUCUAUUGGUGUUUUACAUGAUGGAGCUAGAUAUUUACCUGAUUUAGUUGAUUAUUUUAGUUUAACUUAUCCAAAAAUGGUUGUAAAAACAACAAAUGUAUUUAAUUCCAAGGAAAUUUUCACUACAACAUUGGGAGAAUAUAGAAAUCGCAUUGUACAAACUUAUUCGAACGGAACAUUUCGAUAUGGACCAUUGAUGAGUAUAUCAUUAGUGGGAACAGUUACCGGCAAAGAAGAAUGUGGUGAUUACUUUCCAACAUUUCUUGAUAAACUCGAAGAAAAUCCAUUUCUACAAUCUGUUAUGCCAUGGGGAACAUUAUCAUCUCAAAAAAUGCAAUCGAGAACAGACUCAAACGAUGGACCUAUACUAUGGAUUCGACCAGGCGAACAAUAUGUUCCAACAGCUGAUCAUAAGAAUUGUCAUCCGAAGAAACGCAUGGCUAAUGAACUACGCAAUUUAGCAUUUCUAGGCCGUGGAACCGACCCACGCGAAGUACUCGUUGAAGAUCGAACUAAACCACACAGUGAUCAUUGUGAUAGUGAUGGAUUAGAGACAACGGCAGCUGUUGGAAUAUUGAAAGCUAUACAUGUUGGAACACCGUCCGCAGUAAAUCGAAUGGUAAAAGAUGUUGUUUGUUUUCAUGCUGAAGAUUUUGAAAAAAUUGUUGAUCGAUUAAAAAUCGAUAUUUACGAACCACCAGUUUCACAAUGUUUACAAUGGUGUGACGAUGGUAAACUUAAUCAAUUACGUCGUGAAGGUAUUCGUUAUGUUCGUCUACCACUGUAUGAUAACGAUAUUUAUUUUAUUCCACGAAAUGUUAUUCAUCAAUUUCGUUCAUUAUCAGCAGUAACAUCUAUAGCAUGGCAUGUAAGACUUAAAAAUUAUUAUCCUAAUGAUUUACCUGAUAAUGAAUAUACUCCUUUAUACAGUCCAAUAUCUGAUACAUAG
Rotaria socialis is the source of this 2262-nucleotide messenger RNA. The record is from the annotation of a GenBank genome assembly. NCBI's taxonomy places the organism in Eukaryota, Metazoa, Rotifera, Eurotatoria, Philodinida, Philodinidae.